CGGAAGUGUCUGUGUUGUUGCCGCGGGCUGAAAACAAGUCGCCUCGUGUUUGACAGUUGUUACAUGUGAGCCUUUCGUUUUGGCGCAAGCUGUGAUACAUAUAUAUCCUCCAGUUAAACAUCUGUGUCUAGUGAGCCCACCAACACAGCAUGUCCUCCCUGGAAGAUGGGGCUGCAGAGCCGGGCCCCACCUCAGUGGAUCAGUCCACCUCUUCCUCCGCUGAGAAUCACGCCACCACUGGGGACAUCAUCACAGUCACCAUUGGAGCAACCGUGCCCACAGGGUUUGAGCACACUGCUGCAGAAGAGGUCAAGGAGAAAAUUGGGGUGGAUGCACGGAUCAGCAAAGAUCGUGGUCGUAUAUACUUUCCAAUAACCACCGACAAGCUUUUUCAGGUCCAUCUUCUGAGGUCUGUGGAUAACCUGUUUGUUGUGGUUGAGGAAUAUGACCAUUACCAGUUCAAAGAAUCAAAGGAGGAGACAUUGACGGAGCUCCAGCAGCUUGCCUCCAAACUUCCUUGGACUAAUGCCUUAGAGGUUUGGAAAUUAAACAGCACCCUAAAAAAGAAGAAAGGCUACCGGAAAAGCACCAAAGUCAAACCAAAUAAUGAGGCCACUGAUGCAACUGUGGCUGAUACUGAGCAGCAAGAGGCACCUCAGGAGGCGUCCGAUGUUGAAAGCCAGAUGCAGGCAGAGAGCAUGCGUGACACAGAGGCCAGCAUGCAGGACUCAGAGGAAGCAGCCCCCGAGGUCAAACUCAUCAAGUUUCGUGUGACGUGCAACAGGGCCGGUGACAAACACAGCUUUUCCUCAAAUGAGGCAGCCAGAGACUUUGGCGGGGCCGUGCAAGAAUUCUUCCAGUGGAAAGCAGACAUGACAAAGUUUGACAUUGAGGUGUUGCUAAACAUACACAAUGAGGAGGUGGUUAUCGGCAUUGCACUCACAGAGGAGAGUCUUCACAGGAGAAACAUUAGUCACUUUGGACCCACGACUCUGCGGUCGACCUUGUGCUACGGCAUGCUCAGGCUGUGCAAACCUCAGCCAUCAGAUAUAAUACUUGAUCCAAUGUGCGGGACUGGAGCUAUACCAUUGGAGGGAGCUAUUGAAUUUACCAGUUCAUUCUAUGUUGCCGGGGACAACAACGACAUGGCAGUUAACCGCACAGUCAAUAAUAUAUGGCACAUCCAGAAACGGAGGGCAGACAAGGGCAGUGCAUCAGGUUUGCCCAUUGACACAGUGCGUUGGGAUCUGUGCAAUUUACCCAUAAGGACUGGCUCUGUGGACAUCAUCAUCACUGACAUGCCCUUUGGGAAGAGAAUGGGCUCAAGGAAGAAGAACUGGGACCUUUACCCCUCCUGUUUGAGAGAAAUGGCCCGUGUGAGCACACCGGGCUCAGGAAAGGCUGUCUUGUUGACACAGGACAAGAAAUGCUUUGCCAAGGCUAUCUCGAGGAUGGGAGGACUGUGGAGGAAGCUGCACACUGUUUGGGUCAAUGUCGGUGGUUUACAUGCCGGAGUCUACCUCCUCAAACGGACCGGGGCCAUGUUUGGGCAAACUGCGGAGGAUGUCUAUGAAUCACGGGGAACAGUCAAUGCAAAGGGGGAUGAUAAUGGUGACAAGGAGCUCUCUUAAUUCACAUCCUGUAUUUUAAGCUCUGAAGUUAUAAUUGAGGCCAUGUAGGAUCAACAUUAUUUAUAUUCUUUUUACUGGCUUUACUUUUUUUUUCCAGGUAUCAGGUUCUUUGGUUGAGAUUAUCCAAGCAGUUUUAGUGUGUAAUUUUUGUUUUACUCGUUAUAUUUGAUGGCAAAGAGAAGAGCUAUUUUCAUGUUCAGCAACAGUUUAACGGUUUCUUACAGUCGCUGUUUGACGGAGGCAGUUUAUUUGCGACAUUGCUGCUCAGAAACCUGCUAAAGGUUGUGACACCGCGCACCUCAGAGCCACUGUGUCCUCUUUACAGGAACUGCACAGUGCCAUAUUGUUCUGGUCAAUAAAGAUUCAAACAAAAUGUCA
Messenger RNA from Plectropomus leopardus (leopard coralgrouper), 2009 nucleotides. RefSeq names its product THUMP domain containing 3 (gene thumpd3). Gene Ontology annotation, biological process: tRNA methylation. Gene Ontology annotation, molecular function: tRNA (guanine) methyltransferase activity; RNA binding. The record is from RefSeq and is a predicted model, not a curated record. Lineage: Eukaryota; Metazoa; Chordata; Actinopteri; Perciformes; Serranidae.